Molecule: messenger RNA, 1833 nt
Organism: Arctia plantaginis
Lineage: Eukaryota; Metazoa; Arthropoda; Insecta; Lepidoptera; Erebidae
Source: the annotation of a GenBank genome assembly
AUGUAUAAUAAGACAGAACCGGCUUUGAAUCUUGGUCCCCAGCCCACACCAGAGUUAGAGGCGAUAGCUCGGGAAGUGGAUGCUUUGGCGCGCGAACGGUUGGCGCUGGAAGCUGAGGUGGCUGCCAAACAAAGGGAAUUGACAGUCAAAAGUGGAGAAGCGGAUAGCUUGCAGAGUGAACUGGACACACUAACAGCAACACUAAAACAGUUAGAAAACCAAAAGGGUGAAGCACAAAAGAGAUUAAAUGAUCUCAAGUCACAAGUGGAGAAGCUGCGCGCGCAGGUGUCUGCGCAAGAGUCGGCGGCGGCCGAGACGGAGGCCGAGCUGGCCGCGAGGCGCGCCGCCGCACUCACGCUCAAGGAGAAGGAGCGCGCGCUACAGGCCGAGGUGACCGACGCGGAGGCCGAGGCCGAGGCGAUCACGGCGCAGUUGCGCAAGACCGUGCUCGCUGUCAGCCAGGCAAACAUAAAAAUAUCCCAUCUUGAGGAGCAGCAUCGUAUAUUGGAAGAGGCGGUUGAAGCUCUUGCAGGGUCUGGAGCAGUACCCCAUACGAUACUGCAGCUCCAGCCACAGUACACCGCUGAACACCUGGAGAGGGUAGUGCGAGGGGCGACGCCGAAUGACGCUCUUGAGGAGUCACCGUUCGCGAAUCGCAAUGGUUUCGCGGGAGCUGGCGGCGGCUUCGACGCGGAUCCGUUCAGCGAGCGCGCCACCGCCGACCCCUUCGCACCGGCCGGGACUACAAUCGCACAGGACGCUUUCGGCACAGACCCGUUCACGUCGAACGCGGACCCCUUUGCUGGAGACACGUUCGCGUCGCAAGACCAUACUGCAAAGGCUAAUGAUGUGGCGUGGGAGGAGGAUCCCUUCGCGGUGCUGCACGCGCCGGUGGCGGGCGGUGGCGGGGGCGGGGGCGGGGGCGCAGGGGGCGGGGGCCCCGCGCUGCCCCCCAAGCAGCACAAGACGCCCCCGCCGCGCCCCGCGCCGCCGCGCCCCACCCCCCCGCACAAGACUGUCGACCGCUCCAUGGACUUCACCGACGACCCCUUCAAAGACUACAGAUACGAGGACCCCUUCAACAUUGAGGAUCCCUUCGCUGAUGUCAACGACCCGAAAAGAGCCGACCCCUUCGGCAGACCGACCUCCGUGGCUGGCUUCGAGACAGACGACUUCUUCUCACCGUCUUCUAAUAUCAAUGGCAAUUUUACAUUACCCGACAAACGAAGCGGACGAGUUUCUGCCCCUCCAGUUGCCUACGAUCCGUUCGCGACUCGGUCUGACUUCAAACCACCUAAAACCACCUCUACACCGAGCGCAGCUAACAACAACGAUUCCUGGGCAGCAUGGCCCAACGACAACUGGGCCACCGAUGACGCAUGGGCCAAACCCGCCACGAAAAAGUCUGAGGCGUGGACCACAGACGACUCAACUAAAAAUAUUAACACUUCAAAUAAUGAUUGGAAAACCGACAAUUGGGCCAAUAAAUCUGACAAUUGGGCGGCAGAUUUUGGCUCGUCUGAUAACAAUAAGAACUUAAACGAAACAUGGCCCUCGAGCACACUACCUAAUAAAAAAGAAAAGUCCCCCAAACCUGUCAGAUAUGCGAGGUCUUUGGUCCAUACGAUAGGCGGUAUUGGCCGAACGAAACAAAAGGAAAAGAAAAAAGCUGCUUUAGAGGCUCGCAGCGCUGACAUGAUACCCACAGAAGAACAGCAAUGGGCUUGGGCCAGUUCUGAAUCGAAACGGUUACAGGACGAAGCUGAAGAAAGAAGACGGCGGGAAGACGCCGAAUUACAGCUCGCUCUUGCCAUCUCGAGGCAAGAAAAGUGA